AUGUUUGGAAUCUCGUUUCAUCCGACUUCCGGUGCUCGCUUGCUGCACACUGGAACUGAUGAACACGAUGGACCCGUUCGAGGGAUUUGUUUCCACACGGAUCAACCAAUAUUCGUUUCCGGUGUGAAACGCCACAAACAAAAGCUAUGUUUCUUCAUCCUGCUUGGCCAUUUGGGACUCAUAUCUGAACCAGAGCCCGAACCACAUUUUCAUCACAAAUAUCCAUGGAUUAUCUCUGCUUCAGAUGAUCAAACGGAGUUAACUUGGCUGCUCUCUCAUCACAAAGGUAUCACCGAUUCUGGCUUCUGCCCAGACGAUCGUCAAGUUAAAGAUGGCGUUACAAUGAAAGCAAGGCUUGGGAGGUUGAUGCUUCGUCGUGGUCACUGCUACCAAUGUCUCCCUCGGUCUUUGUUCCACCCAAAAUGC
Mesorhabditis belari is the source of this 426-nucleotide messenger RNA. The record is from the annotation of a GenBank genome assembly. NCBI's taxonomy places the organism in Eukaryota, Metazoa, Nematoda, Chromadorea, Rhabditida, Rhabditidae.